Molecule: messenger RNA, 1823 nt
Organism: Ciona intestinalis (vase tunicate)
Lineage: Eukaryota; Metazoa; Chordata; Ascidiacea; Phlebobranchia; Cionidae
Source: RefSeq, a predicted model, not a curated record
AAUCGUAUUAUAUCUAUGAGAGUUAAGUCAAUCAUGCGUGACAUUGGGUAUGGACAGAAAAAAAAAUGUCUUAUUUUGUAUAAAGUGCAAGCAUUGAGUAAACUUACUGUCAAUAUGCUUAGAAGGGCAGGAAAGCGUGCAUACACCUUUGAGGUUGGUAAGACAGAAGAAAAGAACACGAACAUUAAAGUGGAACGAACCAGCGAAGAUGAAGAUGGCUCGGAAAAAGAGAACGACGUGUUAGAAACUGCAGUUUUUGGUGGUUUAGUUUCUGUUGAACCGACAAAGGGGGCGAAAGAGAAUGAAUCUGACGAAGAAUCGGUUGAAGAUUCUAGUCAAAACGCUUUAUGGUCAGACGAAGACGACUUGGUUCCAGACACUGAUACGUUGAUUUAUAAUGCAAGUAAAAAUAAAGAUAAAGUUAUAUCAGCAAGACAGAAACAGUUCGAGAAAACAGUAGGGUCCACACCUACCUGGGCAAAAGCAGUAAAUAAAAAGGAAUCUAGCGAAUAUGUUACAAUAACUGCUUCCAAGUAUAUUGCUGAUUCCCAUUCUACUUUGGAGCCAAGAACCAUCAACUUAAGUAAAUGUGUGGAUCUAAACAAACAGCAAACAUCAUUGCAAAGAUUGGAAGGGUGCGAGUUCCACAAAGAUGCCCAGAUUGCACUCACUGCUUCCCAGGAUUGUAGACUCAAUUUAUUCCAAGUGGAUGGCAAAACAAAUGCAAAAAUCCACAGUUUGUUUAUGGAUAAAUAUCCAAUUCGUUGCGCUCAUUUUCUGGCAAAUGGAAGCGAAAUACUUAUGUCUUCCAAUCUAAAGUGGCUGUAUAGUUACGACCUAAUUUCUGGGACUGUGCAGAAGAUACCGUAUAUCAAAGGAAUAAAGGACACCAAGUUCACCAACUUUAAAGUAUCUCCUGAUGGAAAACACUUGGUAUUUCUUUCAAAGUUCGGCAAAAUGCACCUGGUAGACGCAAGAACAAAAGAGGCAAUUACAAGCUUUAAAAUGAACGGAAGUGUUUCAGACAUUGAUUUUAUGAGCGGUGGUGAGAAAAUGCUUUCUAUUGGAGAUGAAGGAAUUGUCUGUAUUUGGGACAUAAGGAUGCAGAAAAGUGUUGGAAUGUUCACAGAUGAAGGAUGUGUAAAUGGAACAGCAAUCGCUGCAUCACAGAACAGUUCUUACUUCGCCUGUGGAUCUUAUAGCGGAAUAGUAAACUUGUAUGACGAGCAAUGUCUCACAAAAUCAACACCUCAACCACUCAAAUCAUUCAUGAAUCUACAGUCUCCAAUUACAACUCUAAAGUUUAACUCAACUUCCGAAAUUCUUGCAAUGGCUUCAAAUUACCAGCACAAUGCUGUGAAACUUGUCCAUACUGCGUCAUUGACAGCUUUUACCAAUUUUCCAGACUUUUCCGAUAAAUUUAUCAAACUGCCACGUUUUGUUGACUUUUCAGCCAACAGCGGUUACAUGCUUUUAGGAAAUAGCCACGGCAGAGCUUAUCUUUAUCGGCUUAACCAUUUUAAACGCUAUUAAUUUUUUUUUCUGUCUGAAAAGUAGUUGUUUUAUUUUACUGCCAAUGUUUCAGUUCUUAAAACUAUGUUGCAAUAAGAAUAUGGUGUGCAAGCACGUAUUUCAAACAAAAUAAGACUUCAUUGGUUAUAGUUUUAAGAUGUUUCUUUUGAUUUAAGGUUGCCAAUGUAUUGCAUUGUUCAGUUAGUUUUCCACAAAAUCGUUUAAAAACAUUACAGUUUUUCAUGUAUGCUAAUCACUGAAUACCGCAAAAAUAUGUUGGUGUCUUAUAACAACUGCCUCUUUUCAUUGCA